UCGUAGUAUAAGUUCUAUAAACUAGAAACAUUAGUGGACAGAUUAAGGCCACUCAUUGUAGCAGUGACAGAAACUUGGUUAGUCCAUGACUUGGACUUAGCUUAGCUGAUGACUUUAUUUUAAAGCACACUCAUCUUUGGAGUGCAAAUACUAGAUGCUUGAUAAUAGGAGACUUUAAUGCACCUGAUAUUAGUUGGACUGAGAUGACCAUGGAAGGAUCUAUAAACUCCUUUGAUAGUAGGUUCCUGAUAACAGUAAUGGAGCACGCAUUAGUGCAUCAUGUAUCCAAACCCACACGUUUUGGUGCUAACCAAGGUUCUUCUCUGUUGGACUUGGUAAUCACUCAUGAGACUCAGGGUUGGUUGGGCCACGUGUUACGUAUGCCCAAACACCAAUUACCACGACAUGCAAUGCUAACUGGUGUUCGGGAUGGUUGGAAGAAAGUUAGGGGCGGCCAAACCAAAACGUGGCAUCAGUGCUUGAAGUCACUAACUUCUAGUCUGAGCCAUGCUGGUAAAUGCAAACCACUUGGUUGGGGUCCGCGUGACUAUCGUAACCAAUGGUUAGAGACUCUUGGUGACAUGACUCAGAAUCGAUCACAAUGGAGUCGGUGUAUACACUCUCUGUCUUCCCUUAAACCGUGAGAUUAAAAUUACUUUAUACCUUUCUUUCUACCAGCUAAUUCUUUC
Schistosoma curassoni is the source of this 689-nucleotide messenger RNA. Lineage: Eukaryota; Metazoa; Platyhelminthes; Trematoda; Strigeidida; Schistosomatidae. The record is from the annotation of a GenBank genome assembly.